CUUAUUUCAAUAAGAAAUAGGCAAUGUCGUUCUUUGUAUCAAUCAAAUCUAACAAAAUGAAUACAUAUUGUAUUAUCUUUAUCUUGGCUGUUGCUUUUCUAAGCGGAAUAGAGGGCAUGUCAGAAGCUGAACGAGCCAUGGCGGACUCACUACACAAAAAAUGCUAUCCUAUCUCCGGAGCUACUGAAGCAAUGAUUAACCAAGCAAGGGAAGGAAAUUUCUCAGAAGAUCCUGCAUUUAAGGAACACUUAUACUGCAUGUGCAAAGGUUAUGGAAUCUUUAAGGAAAGUGGUGAAGUAAAUAUAGAUGUAGUGCAAGCUAUAUUGCAGCAGAAAUUCCAAGACCCGGCUCUAAGGGAUGAAGUUAAAGCAAAAUGUUUAGUAAUGAAAGAAACUCCUCAGGAAACAUCUUUACAAAGUAUAAAAUGUUUGUAUGAUUUUAAAGAAAACAUUCUGUGAAUGUAAAUUAUUCGAAUAUCCAAUAUGUUUGUGUAUAAAGUUAAAAUAAACAAAAAUAAGUAAA
Molecule: messenger RNA, 522 nt
Organism: Diabrotica virgifera virgifera (western corn rootworm)
Lineage: Eukaryota; Metazoa; Arthropoda; Insecta; Coleoptera; Chrysomelidae
Product: B2 protein-like
Exons: 3
Coding region: 24-458 (144 amino acids)
Molecular function (GO): odorant binding
Source: RefSeq, a predicted model, not a curated record